Messenger RNA from Loa loa (African eye worm), 231 nucleotides. RefSeq lists its product as hypothetical. The coding region runs from base 1 to 231 and encodes 76 amino acids. The transcript is spliced from 2 exons. The record is from RefSeq and is a predicted model, not a curated record. NCBI's taxonomy places the organism in Eukaryota, Metazoa, Nematoda, Chromadorea, Rhabditida, Onchocercidae.
AUGGAAAAGAAGCUGAUGGAUAAAACAUUCUCAUUAUUACUAUAUUGGAUAGUAUUUGCAUCCUUCACAUUCACUGAUUUUUACGCCGAAUGGAUAAUGAGAAUCUUUCCCUUGUACUGGGUCAUCAAGUGCAUGUAUUGCAUGUAUUUGUAUUUGCCACAAACCGAAGGUAUAAAUAUCAUGGAGGAAAAGGUUGUUCUACCGGCAUUGCAAAAAUUUAUUAAAAAGUAA